AUGUUUUCCCCGUUGAGGCUCUUUAAACGAGCGGUAUCAAGAAUACCACCUGUAAAAUUACAGUACAAGAAUAUGCUAAAAGAUCCUAGUGUCAAAUAUCCACCCCCCAAAAAAAUCCAACUCAAGAAUAGAGAAUGGCCCGAGAAAGUCCUUACAAAAGCACCAAGGUGGUUAUCUACAGAUUUGAGAGAUGGCAAUCAAUCACUACCUGAUCCGAUGUCCAUCUCGGAAAAGAAGGAGUAUUUCCAUAAAUUGGUCGAUAUAGGGUUCAAGGAAAUUGAAGUGAGCUUUCCCCUGGCAUCGCAAACCGAUUUUGAUUUUACGAGAUACGCAGUGGAAAAUGCUCCAACAGACGUUACUAUCCAAGUCUUGACUCAAUCCAGGGAACCUUUAGUUAGAAGAACCAUUGAGAGUGUUAAAGGCGCCAAAAAGGCAAUAAUUCAUAUAUAUUUGGCAACAUCAGAUGUUUUUCGCGAAGUUGUCUUUGGCAUGUCACAACCUGUAGCCAUUGCAAAGGCUGUGGAAAUCACAAAGUUGGUCAGAAAAUUAACUAAAGAUGAUCCAACAAUGCAAGAAACGGAAUGGAACCUAGAAUUUUCACCAGAAUGUUUUUCAGAUACACCAGUUGAAUUUGCUGUUGAGAUCUGUGAAGCUGUGAAAAAAGCUUGGGAACCAACAUUGGAAACUCCAAUGAUUUUUAAUUUACCUGCAACUGUAGAAGUUUCUGGUCCAAAUGUGUAUGCUGAUCAAAUUGAAUACUUUUGUAAACAUAUAACCGAGCGUGAAAAAGUUAUUGUUUCAGUACAUUGUCAUAAUGAUCGUGGUUGUGGAGUUGCCGCUACCGAGUUGGGCUUAUUAGCAGGCGCAGAUCGUGUGGAAGGAUGUAUUUUUGGAAACGGUGAACGUACAGGAAAUGUUGAUUUGGUGACUGUGGCUUUGAACUUGUAUACUCAAGGUAUUGCUCCCAAUUUGGAUUUCAGUGAUAUGGAAUCGAUUAUUGAUGUAAGUGAACGUUGUAAUAAGAUUCAAGUGCACCCAAGAGCACCAUAUGGAGGAUCUUUGGUUGUUUGUGCAUUUAGCGGAUCUCAUCAGGAUGCUAUUAAAAAGGGAUUUGCAUAUGAGAGAGAUGACGCAAAAUGGGCUAUACCUUAUCUACCAUUAGAUCCAAAGGAUAUAGGUAGAACAUAUGAAGCCGUGAUUAGGGUUAAUUCGCAAUCCGGUAAAGGAGGAAGCGCAUGGAUUAUUCUUAGAUCACUUGGAUUAGAUUUACCAAGACAGUUGCAAGUUUCAUUUUCAUCGCUAGUUCAAGAAAAAGCCGAUAAACUGGGAUGUGAAUUACAGACUAGCCAAAUUGUUGAUCUUUUCAAAAAUGAGUACCUUAUAGAAUCACCAUUGCAAUUGACUGAAUUUGAAAUUACAAAGGGUAAGAAUAAUUCGUCGAGAGAGAUUUUUGCUCAAUUGAAAUCACCAUCAUCAGCUAAUGGUAUCACUUUAUUCGGAGAAGGAAAUGGACCAAUUUCAUCUUUUAUCGAUGCAAUUUCCAAAAGAUUCGGUAUAUUGUUUGAAGUUGUUAAUUACCAAGAACAUUCAUUGGGAAGUGGAUCUAGUUCAAAAGCAGCAACUUAUGUACAAUUGAGCUAUAUUGAUGCUACAGGAGAAACAGUUUCGAGAUGGGGAUGUGGCAUUAAUCAUGAUGUCAGUCAAGCUUCAAUUGAAGCCAUUCUUAGUGUUGUCAACUCAUUAGUCAAUCAAGGUAAAAUAAAACUUUAA
Molecule: messenger RNA, 1770 nt
Organism: Lodderomyces oxycetoniae
Lineage: Eukaryota; Fungi; Ascomycota; Pichiomycetes; Serinales; Debaryomycetaceae
Gene: LEU4
Product: 2-isopropylmalate synthase
Exons: 1
Coding region: 1-1770 (589 amino acids)
Biological process (GO): L-leucine biosynthetic process
Cellular component (GO): mitochondrion
Molecular function (GO): 2-isopropylmalate synthase activity
Source: RefSeq, a predicted model, not a curated record